This is a messenger RNA of Linum trigynum, 1054 nucleotides long. The record is from the annotation of a GenBank genome assembly. NCBI's taxonomy places the organism in Eukaryota, Viridiplantae, Streptophyta, Magnoliopsida, Malpighiales, Linaceae.
AAUAAUAAAGAAAAAAACUCAGAAAAAUAAAAAAAGUUACAAUCUACCCUCCAAGGCCAGAAUUUUGGUUCGGUAAUUUUCCGAUAAACCGAAUAAAAAACCAUAUGCAACCCCUCUUCACUGUGAAUCGGUAAAACCGGUUUAUAACCGUUUACCGGGAAUUCGGUAACCGGUAAACCGAUUACAAACUGGUAACGGUAUUCGAUUUCCCCUCUCAAUGCUCGGCAUACCGUUUAUCAGUUCGGUCGGUAACCGGACCGAUUGUCACCCCUGGACUAUCUUCAAGCGCCAACCAUGUACUAGGUGAUGGACCAAUGACCAUGGGGCACGUGGUGUUGCGGUCAACGCGAGGAAUGGAGGUAAGGUAAAGGGGUAAAAGGAAAGUCCACCGGAAAUUUAUAAAAAUCACCGUGGCAGAGUCGGCCGACUUUCCCCUGUUUCCAAUUACGCUCAGGAAACGGAAACAGAGGAUCAAAAAAAUUUCUCCCAUUAUAAAAAGAAACGAGAAGAUUAAUUCCUCCCAACCCAUAGCAGUUCCAGUCUCGACAAUGGCAGCUGAUAGUUCUCCGUCUUCUUCUUCUUCUUCUUCUUCUUCUUCUUCUUCUUCAGCGAAUUCCUCCAAGACUCGGAGUAGUACUACUAAGUGCCUCCUCUGCUCGCCGCCGAAGGACCCGGGCGGCCUGUACCACUGCAGGCGCUGCCUCAACGACCGGUCGAAACGCAGGCGAAGGAGGCGGGCACGAAAGGCGAAGAAGGAGCUCACUCUGAGUGCCUUCCUGCAGCGGAUCAUCAAGCCGCCGAGUCAAGAUGAGAAGCGGCGGAAGAAUUCCCGGCCCACGCCGUCGAGGCUUUUCAGGAUGCACGGCGGCAGCGUAUAGCGAUUACGUAAUGAUCGCUCGUCGUGGGUUUCUUUCUUUCGUUUUUUUUAGCGAGAAUUGGAAUUAGGAUUGUAGCUUAGAUUAGUCGUUUGCAGUGGCGGACCCAGAAUUGUCGGAGAGGUGUGUCGCCGAUAAAAUACAAUAAUAAUUAAAUUAAAUUAAAUUAAAAAUUAAGU